AUGAACAUCCUCAGAACACAUUCUAGUGAAAAACCUUGCAAAUGUAAAGAAUGCAGGAAGAACUUUAGUAAUGGACAUCAACUCAUCAUACAUCAGAGAUUUCAUAUCGGUGAGAAACCUUAUAAAUGUAAGGAUUGUGGGAAGACCUUUACCACCUUUUCAUACCUUGUUCAACGUCAGAGAAUUCACACCGUUGAGAAACUCUAUGAAUGUGAAGAUAGUGGGAAGGCUUUUAUUAGAGGCUUAGCCUUUAUUAAACAUGGGAGAAUUCAUAGUGGUGAGAAAUCAUAUGAAUGUAAGGAAUGUGGGAAGACCUUUGGUAGUAGCUGUCAAUUUACUAUACAUCAGAGUACUCAUAGUGGUAUGUAACCAUACAAAUGUGGGGAAUGUGAAAAAGCUUUUAUUAGUAGCUCAUACCUUGUUCAGCAUCAAAGAAUCCAUAAAGGUGAGAAACCUUAUGCAUGUAAGGAAUGUGGGAAAGCUUUUAUAGUUAACUCACCCCUGGUUAGACAUCAGAGGAUUCAUACUGGUGAGAAACCCUAUGAAUGCAAGGAAUGUAGGAAGGCCUUUACUGUGUAUCGACAACUUACUCGACAUCAGAGGAUUCAUACCGAUGAGAAACCUUUUGAAUGUAAGGAAUGUGGGAAGGACUUAGUUAGUUCAUUUCUUAAUGUACAUCAGAGAAUUCAUGCAGGGGUAAAGCCUUACGAAUGCAAGAAAUGUGGGAAGACCUUUAGUCAUGCCUCAUACCUUGUUCAACAUGAAAGACUUCAUAUAGGUGAGAAACCCGCUGAGUGUAAGGAGUGUGGCAAGGCCUUUAGUUCAGGCUCGUACCUUGUCAACACCAGAGGAUUCAUACUGCCACCCCCGCAGUACCAGCCGGCUCCGCGCAGCCCGCACCGGCCGCUCAACAUCCCGCCCCGCCCCCCCACCUCCCCACGGCCCUCUCGGACCGCGCUCCCAGCACAACUACUUAGCCCCGACGCCCCCCAGAACCGCUCACUCAGCACAUCCCCCACCACCGAACCACCACCCGGCAUCGCCCUCCCAGCACCGCCUACCAGUACCGCCCCCAGCCCCCCGACUCAGCUCCGCUCCCCAGUACCCCAACCUUGCACCGCCCACCAGCACGGCCGUGGGCGGGACGGGAAACGCCGUCGGAGGAGACUGAACCUGGAGUCGCCUGGCGCCGGGCCAAUGACAGGCCGGGAGCGCGGCGCCGCUUGGGGCCGGAACUUCCUGCGUUCCAGGCCAGCCAGUCCCGGCCCGGGCCGGGGGUCGCACACCCGCGUCACCCGGCCUUUCCAGAGCUAG
Messenger RNA from Enhydra lutris kenyoni (northern sea otter), 1314 nucleotides. RefSeq names its product zinc finger protein 30-like. The record is from RefSeq and is a predicted model, not a curated record. NCBI's taxonomy places the organism in Eukaryota, Metazoa, Chordata, Mammalia, Carnivora, Mustelidae. Gene Ontology annotation, molecular function: DNA-binding transcription factor activity, RNA polymerase II-specific; RNA polymerase II cis-regulatory region sequence-specific DNA binding. Gene Ontology annotation, biological process: regulation of transcription by RNA polymerase II.